CGAAAACAGUUGCAGCGCUCGCAACGUGUAUAGUUUGUAGAUUUUUUUCGAUGCUGCAACCAACACAAAGACAUUGUUAAUUCUUUGCUUUAAAUCGUGACAAUAGUUCUUAUUUAACAACUCGAUCAGUUCACAUCUAACACUAUUUGGAUAUUGGUAUAAAAGUUAGGACCAAAUCUAAAAUAAUUUUGUGUUACCAAUAUAUAUAUUUAAAACAUCUUUUAAAAUAUUUUCAAAUAUUAUCAUUUUAAUUUGGAGAUUAAGCACUAAAACCUGACAAAAUGAGCGAUGAAUUAACUAAGGAGCAAACUGCUUUACUACGAAACGCAUUUAAUGCUUUUGAUCCAGAAAAAAAUGGCUACAUUAAUACAGCCAUGGUUGGCACGAUUCUCAGUAUGUUGGGUCAUCAACUUGAUGAUGCUACUCUUGCUGACAUUAUCGCUGAAGUCGAUGAAGACGGAUCCGGCCAAAUUGAAUUUGAAGAAUUUACGACAUUGGCCGCCCGGUUUCUUGUUGAAGAGGACGCCGAAGCUAUGAUGGCUGAAUUAAAAGAAGCUUUUCGACUUUACGACAAAGAAGGGAAUGGCUAUAUCACUACUGGCGUUCUUCGUGAAAUUCUGCGAGAGUUAGACGAUAAAUUAACUAAUGACGAUCUAGAUAUGAUGAUUGAGGAAAUUGAUUCCGAUGGAUCGGGCACUGUUGAUUUCGAUGAAUUCAUGGAAGUAAUGACUGGUGGCGAUGAUUAACAAUUUCUCAAGGGAUACCUUUUAAAACUCUUUUUAAAAUAACCAAAAUUUUGCUUUUAAAAGUAAUAUUUUAUCUAAAGUCAUAUGAAAUUAUAAAUUUAACGUUCUUAACAAAAACUUU
This is a messenger RNA of Drosophila takahashii, 867 nucleotides long. It is a transcript of the gene TpnC41C, whose product is annotated as Troponin C at 41C. Gene Ontology annotation, molecular function: calcium ion binding; enzyme regulator activity. The record is from RefSeq and is a predicted model, not a curated record. Lineage: Eukaryota; Metazoa; Arthropoda; Insecta; Diptera; Drosophilidae.